CUGCGACGCAGCAGUGAGCGCGCCUUCUACUUCGCGCAUGGACUACGCUCCUUCUCGCCGGGAUAACCGACACGCACAGUGAAUUAUCAAUCUAUCGUAUCGAUCAUUUCCACUGCCGAAACUCGUUUUUUUUUUAAAAAGUGCACAACGGAAAGUAACCUCAUGCGUGAACCAUUUCUCGUAAUCCAACAGUGAACUCACAGACAGGACUAGAUCAACGUUUGAAAAUUGCGAUCCAUCGUCUCAGUGUCAGCUCCUACUCUGUCCUUUCGUGGUUUUAACAGACACCAUAGGAAUUUCGAAUCAGUCGUGAUUAACCAACAGAAAGUUCGAAAUCGUUAAACAAAUUCCUUAAGCGCUGUCAGUUUCUUAACGACCAGAGGAGCUUUUGGAAGGGUCUAUAAAAAUACGUUGACCCCACCUGGUCAACUCCACCUGUCUACCAAGGGUCGGCCACCGCUUUCUCGCCGAUAAAACCGUCGCGAAGAUGCAGAUGGGAGCCUAAAGUGUUGACAUUUCCUCCCCGUCGUCGAUUCGGAAGUUUUAAACGCGAGUAUCGUCGCUGGAGUACGUGGAACAUCUUCGAUCCUCCGUGGUACACCAUGGACCGACGACAGCGUGCGUAUCUUACCGCGAUAGCAUCCGAUGGAUCCUAAUGACGCCGUUUGGGUGUCGUCAGUGUCGUCGGUAUCAUCUAUUCGCGUCGCGCAAGUUAUUUUAAAAAAGACGCCCGUUACGUCACUAUCGACGAACGAUGACGGACGCCCGUGCGAAGCGUAGCAGCGUACGAAGCCAUCGUUAAUGAACCGUGUACGAAACAUGCGAUUAGCCGAUCGAGUAGCCCCAUUAAUAACGGCGAAGACGCUCCACAAAGAACGCACGCAGUCGCCCCGAUGGGGGAUGACCAACGGCUUAAAAAAAGGACGAGAUCCCUCAGCGAGGUGCAUUCUUGUUCAAACGUUUCGUGAAUGACACUCCGUUCGCGUUUGAUAGCGUGUGAUUCUGUUUAAGACUAGUAGAAAGGUUGCUCGGAGCAUCAGAUUGUCCCUGUCGAGAAAUUAGACAAUUUGUUCCUCGAUCGAGGUAAACGUCGAUGAGGUGAAUAAUAGACGAGCAACGAACGACGGAAGUCGGGGUGUGAAGUUGUGGAAAAGCGAGUGCGGUGUGAAGUUUGCGCGACGGACGCAGGUAGGUCCUGGAAGACGUAGGACCGGUUUGACGCAGGAGUUCCAAGCCGUUCCCUGGACUGGAUUCGUUGAAACUUGUCAGUUGUCUCGACCUACUUGCUAUCCAGCAAGAGGACGAUAUUCGAGCGAGGGAGGAGAAGGAGCUUGAGAGGACUGUUCGGCCAAACACAGUCGUAGGAUGAAGGGGAUGCUUUUGCUGAUGAGCGUGAUGGCUCGGUUUGUCGCGGCGGAAGUUUUCCUCGGGAACGUCGACGAGCCGAUUCCUGUAUUAGACGCGGUGGCCGUGUCUGGCUUCGAGGCUCAAAUACCUUGCAACAUUGAUCCACCGACUAGAGACGAGGUGGUGAGCAUGGUUUUUUGGUACAAAGGCGAAAGGAAUGGCGAACCAAUAUACAGCGUGGACGCUCGCGGCAGAUCGAUAGGUCAGGCAAAGCUUUGGUCAGAUCCAUACGUAUUCGGUGAAAGGGCAACCAUGAGGACGGACGUGGAACCCGCGAAAUUGGUGAUCAAACCCUUGAACAAGACUGACGCGGGAGUGUACAGAUGCAGGGUGGAUUACAGGAAUAGUCCAACGAGAAAUCACAAGGUCAACCUUACGGUGAUAGUGCCACCGAACAAGCCGGUGAUUUACACCGGCGACGAUAGAAGUUUGGCUAUGAUACAGCAACCCUUCAACGAAGGCAGCAAGUUGUCGUUAUUGUGCGCGGUAGAGGGAGGUUCGCCACCACCGAAGGUCACGUGGCAUUUCGAGGGAAAAAUGUUGGACGACACGUACUCGCUGGAGCAUGGUGUCACUAUAAAUCGAUUGGAUAUCUCGAACGUCACGAGGGAGUACCUCAGGGAUAAUCUGACUUGCCGCGCGACCAACACGCAUCUCGUGUCAGCUCUGACUUCCGAGAUCACUUUAAACAUUAAUUUGAAACCAUUGGUAGUGAAUAUCAUAAAUAAAAGAGCACACUUGUCGGCGCUAAGGACGUACGAAAUCGAGUGCAUCAGUUCAGGUUCCCGGCCCAAGGCUGUGAUCACCUGGUGGAAAGGUAGCCACCACGUCAAAGAUAUGGCCAGAAAUUUUCUAGAUGAUCCGAACGUUACUAGAAGCAUAUUGAGUUACGUGCCGACCGUGCAGGACGAUGGAAAGAACCUGACUUGCCGAGCCGAGAAUACAGUUGUACCUGAUAGCGCGUUAGAAGACAGAUGGCAUCUACUGGUUCAUUAUUCGCCAAUAGUGACAAUCAAGCUAGGCUCGAGUCUCCGAGCAAACGACAUAAACGAAGGCGACGACGUCUAUUUCGAAUGCGACGUUCAAGCGAAUCCAAAGGCGUACAAGAUGGCAUGGCUCAAAGAUGGCAAAAAAUUGCAUCAGAACGCGACAGCCGGAAUUUUACUCCCCAGCGGCCAAUCUCUGGUUUUGCAAAGCGUGACUAGAAAUUCCGCCGGUGAAUAUUCCUGCAUGGCGGCCAAUAUCGAAGGGAAAACCACCAGCAAACCAGUGACGCUCACGAUAAUGUACGCACCGAUCUGCAAGGACGGCUCUUUCACCCAAGUGGUCGGCGCCCUGAAGCACGAGACGAUUUCGCUGGUAUGUGAAGUGCAAUCGAAACCGCCGCCGACGACUUUCCAUUGGACCUUCAACAAUUCCGGGGAUCUGAUGAACGUGCCGGCCAAUCGAUUCACGCAGGUCAAAUCCCUGAGCCUAACCACCAGCCACUGGCACGGGCCCAGGCUGAAUUACACACCGGAAAACGACAUGGACUACGGGACGGUCGCCUGCUGGUCGGAAAACCGUAUAGGGGUGCAAAAGACGCCCUGUCUAUUCCAGAUCAUCGUGGCAGGGAAACCCUAUCCCCUGCAGAAUUGCACGGCGCUCCAGUCGACUGGACCCUACGCGUAUCGAAUGGGCCACGAGGAUUUUAAAGCCACCGACUCGAGAGACGCGGACUGGUUGAUCGUCAAAUGCUCUGAGGGAUUUGACGGCGGUUUGCCCUUGACUAAUUACGAAAUCGAGGUCUACAGCGAGGAGAACGUUCGCCAUGUCAAUACCAUUCCCCUGAACCACACAGAGAGAUCCAGUUCGUCAGGUCCAGUUUUCGAGGUUCCUGGUUUAGAGCCUGGCCGUAACUACAGGCUUAAUCUUUACGCUGUCAACGCCAAAGGACGAAGCGACGCCGUAGUCCUCGAGCCGGUCACCCUCAAAGGAGUCGCGAUGUACACCACCGGUCUCGGAACUACCGAAGAGAACACGGACUACAGUCUUCUGGUCGCUUGUUUCGCUGGAGGGGUAACGGCCAUGUUCAUCGUGAUCCUCGGGAUAACUUUGACCUUGUAUCGUCGCAACCAACCGAUACAGACGGUCGUGCAGUACGGGCAGAAAGACGAUCGGGUGGUGAUCGCGCCGUUCAGCAAGGACUCCAGGUCCGAAUCCAAGGAGCAAAUAUCAGCCGACAUGCUCGACGACGAUCCCGACGUGAUUCCAAACAAGAUGGACAAGCGACCGGACAUCUUCGAGCCGAACUGCGGGACCGUCAGAAUGGGAAGGACGAACGACUUCGGUCGUCUGGAGGACCUCGAUUAUCCGUCGCCGUCGUCGGUUUUACACACCUGGAUCUAUCCGAACGGUUACGUGGAGAAAGUGGGAAAAAGUCUGAGCCCGAUGCGACCGAGCACGCUUCCGGUUCAUCGCGCCCUUGAUAUUUACACGAGAAGUCCCCGCGUCCAGGAAAGUUGUAUAUAGACGGUUAUGUUAUGUCUGAUCGUCGACGGACGCUCGUGUCCUGUUCUGCGAACGGCUGUGGAACUUUGAUACAGCGAUCGGGUGACUGUUGCUUGGAUCCUGUUUAACUAGGACACCGGAAAGUGUAGUUGGGAAGGGGCAAACGUUCGACGUGAUGGACGCUUAAAAAAUGAAAUGUUGAGCUGAAGGAAUGUUGAGAUGGAUGAAGCAACACCCGCAAGGUUGGACCUGGUUAGGUUUGUUGAUUGAAUGGAAAACGGAGGAUCGAUGGAGAUUUAUUUUCACUCUGUUGCUUGGAUCCUGUUCGUUGGAAUAAGAUAGCGGACGUGAGUAUACUUGGGAACGAUUUGACGCAAUGGACGCUUAAAAAUCGAAGGUCGAGAAAUGUUAAGGUGAACGACAUUAAAAACGAAAAAUAAAAAAGCUCGAAAAAUGAUGAGAGGGUUGUUGUGGUUUGGGUCGCCUUAAAAUGAGUCGAUUUUCAGGAAUUUUUUUUUGUGGGAAUGUAAAAGAAUAUUAAAACAGAGUUAAUUGUAUAUAACAUUAAGCAAUAAUGAAACCGCUUGAUUACAUUUUUUUUCGUUGAAAAUUUCUCUCCAAUAAAUAUCGAAACAUCCGUUUUAUUUCGAAGGUAUCAUUUUAAGUAUAGUUAAAAUACAAUUUUUAAGAAAUUAAUUUUUUGACCCACUCGAACCACGACACACCCUUAAGUUGAAUAAGGAAACAUGAUCGGGUACGAUUAGCUUUUCGAGCUAAGGAUGGAUGCAGACUAUUUUUACUCUCCGAUGCGAAUCUAUUUGCAUCGAUUCAUGCCAAAAGCGUCGAGCACACUUACAGACGUUUGUAAAUAGACAAUAAGUAUCGUUAAGAUUCCCUCCCGAACUGUCGAAGACUUGCUCUUAUUUUUCACCUAGGUUAAGUAACGUUUAAGUAGGUGUAACGACGAUCAACGGACAAAGAUGAUGGUCUCCUUCGAUUUCCGGCGUUUGUAUAUAGACAAUAAAUUUCCUUCCUUGAAUGUUCUUGUACCGGCCAGAAGUUUCCCGUGCUCGGUCUCAGCGACGUGGUUCCCUGUCGAAAAUCAUUUUCGUGAGAAUGUUUGGUGUACCGUGAAAAUGAACGCGUUUACCACGCUUCGUGGCCAACCGAUUUCGUCGAACCCUUUAAACGGCAUAUAAACGUUUGUAUAUAUAGAUAAUAAACCUCGUUAUUUAAUAACUU
Messenger RNA from Hylaeus anthracinus, 5139 nucleotides. Its product is annotated as hemicentin-2-like. Gene Ontology annotation, molecular function: protein binding. Lineage: Eukaryota; Metazoa; Arthropoda; Insecta; Hymenoptera; Colletidae. The coding region runs from base 1366 to 3918 and encodes 850 amino acids. The record is from RefSeq and is a predicted model, not a curated record. The transcript is spliced from 10 exons.